AUGUCCAGAGUCUUGAGUUUCGAGUCAAUUCCAGCUGAGAUGUUCGAACGGGAGAGUUCAGACUGUUCAACGGAACCGUGGGGAGACUAUUUGAGUCAAACGAGCUACAAGGAAACCAUGAUCAGUUCUCAGGUUUUGAGCGACGAGGGAAGCGAACACCUUGAUGAUUUUGUAAGCGUGGCUAGCUUUCAAUCUGGGUCAGAAGAUGUGUAUGGCACUCCUCCACGAUCUUUAACAUUCGGUGGAUUCAUAAAACAAAAACCUCUCUUGAACAUGUGGAGCUAUGAUUCGAUCCCGGAAAAAAUUUUCAGCUCUCAACCUAUGAUCCCAGCUAGUGACGAGGCUUCGACUUAUUUGAAUGGAGAGGCUAAAAGCAGUUAUAAAAGUCAAUCAACACUCGGAUCAGGAAGAACAAUUAGUGCUGAACUGAUACCGAGAGCGGAUACGUUCAGCGCAUUUGAAGAGCCUUCCGCAAUUUCAUACAAAUUGAGCUUUGGGUCUAUUCCAAAAGAAAAUAUGAAACCGAAUUUUGUGUCACGAUCUCCGUUAGAUGAAUCGGACCAACAACCGCAAGAUCCAGGACCAAAAGUGCCAAUCGUCUGGAGCAACUGCAUAUGCUGCGUGACUGUGGAAAUAAUGUGUCAUAUUUACGAGACAUGUUUGGCAAUUUGCAAUCGUUGA
Caenorhabditis briggsae is the source of this 681-nucleotide messenger RNA. The coding region runs from base 1 to 681 and encodes 226 amino acids. The record is from RefSeq and is a predicted model, not a curated record. The transcript has 7 exons. NCBI's taxonomy places the organism in Eukaryota, Metazoa, Nematoda, Chromadorea, Rhabditida, Rhabditidae.